ACAAUGCUAAGGGCUCGUGAUUUGGAUUCUCGUUUUUCACCAUAGGAAUAAAUGAAGUUAAGCCAAUUGAUAUAAAAAAUAAAUGUGUAUGAUUCGGAUGAUUAACAUGACUUGAACAACAUACUGAAAUACCAGUUUAUCUGUUCAUAAUAAACACUUGGGUACAUGCUAAAUGAGAAAAUGAGAAAUGCACGUCUAGCACUUCGUUUUUUAUAUCGUUAAGAGAGACGGGACAAUAACAUUUACACAAAAAGUAUUCAACGGGACUUGUGUAAAUAUAUAGACGUGACCCGACCUUAGUCUCGUCUGAUGGUGAAUAACAAAUGGCAACAUAUUACAGUGUAAUACAGAUACAGAAUGGAACACUUGAAGAUCAAGACUAGUAGACAUGGCAACCAUAUCAACAAGUCGUCGAGGUGAACCUUCCAAGAGGCGUAAACGAAAGGUCAGAUUCAUCAAGGAAUCCAAAAAUCCAAUCAAGUUUGAGAGAAUUUACAACGAGGCGACUUACUACCCUGAACCGACGAUACUGAGAGACGCACUGGAAACAUUCUACGAAGAUGUCGUCCAUAUAGACCCAGAUCUUGUUAAAAAGACACGCAGGAUCUGCAAACAUUUCAUGUUCUUCAUGUUCAAUAGAAUCAAACGCAACAGGCACAAUGUCUACUUUGACGAGCCUAUAUUCACAGGGAGUAUAUUUAAUGAGUUGCAAUGUACAUCACUCGAGAAGGCAGUUGUCAUGUUACCAAUAAGGAUCGAAAAACUGAAAGUGCAAAGGACUGAACCUGGGUAUGUAGUGGCUCCUUUGAGAAUCCACCGUUCCCAGUUGGAGGACGAACAAGGAUUACCCAAUACAUGGAAAAGAACGAGAUCGGAAGAUGGCUUGUAUAUUUCUCCACUGGCUGUCCUACGGGUGGUUCAUGAAAUAUUCACAAGAUUUGUGACAGUGCCCGACAACAUGGGCAUUAGCAAUGUUGAGCUUAUGCCUCUUGAAGAGACACCCGGUAGAGUUGUCGUGGUGCUAAAUGGUGCAAUAUAUGUGAACAUUAUACCUGCUAUAUAUCCAAACAAAGACAUCGAAAAGGAGUCCAAUUCGAAAAGGGACACCACGGAACUAUUCUUUGUGACGAGACCGUAUGACUUUGAUGAAAACGCCCAGUCUGAUAUGUUAUGGCGGAUAUGUUACUUUCCCAAAGAGAAACACAUGCACCAAAUGAUUGACGUAACCGACAGGGGUAUGAGGAGAAAAGCAUUGCAGAUUAUGAAAGCAUUCUUGAAACAGGAUAACACCCUCGUUAUCCUGAACUCCUACCAUCUGAGGACAGUCCUGUAUCACAUUUUUGAUGAAGUAGUCGACAGUUCUCCGAGAUGGCAAAGAGACCCCUUGGAAUCUUGCUUCCAGACUUUUCUGCAAAAACUAGCGUUUUAUGUGCAAUCGAAAAACUUGCCAAACUUUUUUCAAAACAGUUUCAACUUACUGUCAAAUAUUCCACCACGAAAUCUAGCUGCUUUGCAAGGGCGAUUGACAUAUCUGAUGCAGAAUCAGGCCGAUGUUUUACGUUUAUUACGGAAACGUAGAACACAAUCAUUAUGAAAAUUUCCAUUUUUGGGAGAUGCAUAUGAAUUUGUUGCAUAGUUUCAACAAAAUGCAUUUUCAAAAGUACCGUCUUCUAAUCACAAAAUCCAAAGACCGCUGGAACGCUGCUAAGGCUAUUAACGGCACAAUAAUUGUGAUAUUUAUAGGAUAUCCUGGCGAGGCGUACAAGUGCGGAUAUCAAUAUCAGGAGUAAAUUAAAAUGAUAUUCUGAAAAUAUCAGAGGAUGUUCUUAUUAUCCUACAC
This is a messenger RNA of Owenia fusiformis, 1840 nucleotides long. The record is from the annotation of a GenBank genome assembly. Lineage: Eukaryota; Metazoa; Annelida; Polychaeta; Sabellida; Oweniidae.